GAGGAGGACCGCACCACCACACCACACUCCACGCUCCCGAGCUCUCUCCCCAGCCGGCCACGCCAGCGCGCGAGCUAGACGGUGACUCUCCCCUCUCAGGGUCAGUGCAACGGCAACCAUGGCGUUCACGCACCGGCACGACCUCGACCUCAUCCGCGCCCACCUCCUCGACGACCUCCACGCCGACGCCGUCGCCCUCACCAGCAGCGGCGGUGACUCCGACUCGAGUGCUUCGUCGCCGCCUGGGUGGCGGAGGCCGGCGCUCUCCUUGUCGCUGCCGCCGAAGCUAGCGAUGACGGUCAUGGAGCAGCAGCCUCAGCAGGAGAGCUGCGGCUACGUGGAGGGACAGGACGAGGAGGAGGACUUCCGGCGGUACCGGGGCGUGCGGCUGAGGUCGUGGGGCAAGUUCGCGGCGGAGAUCAGGGACCCGGCGCGGAAGGGCGCGCGCGUGUGGCUCGGCACCUACGACGACGCCGUGGAGGCCGCGCGCGCCUACGACCGCGCCGCCUUCCGCCUCCGCGGGUCCAAGGCCAUCCUCAACUUCCCCAACGAGGUCGGCACCCAAUCCAUCCAAUGGACCUCGCCUGCUCCCCUCGCCGACACCAUCGCUGCCGUGACCACCGGCGGCAAGAGGAUGAGGCCGGCACAGGAGGAAGAGCGCCUGAGGGAGGUGAAGAAGGAGAGGCUGCAGCUGAAAGAGGAUGAGGAGGAGGGUGCUAGGGACGCCGACUUCUGGGAGGAGCUGAAGGUGAUCUGCAGCCUGCCGCCCCUCUCGCCGCUGUCGCCGUACCCGCACUUCGCCUUCCCGCAGCUCUCGGUCGUCAGCUGAGCAGAGCCGGCCGGAGCGCAGGUCGCUGGCCCGCUAGACCUGUCGACUGUCGUGUCGCGUGCAUGGCAGGGGGGCGCCCUCUGCCUAACCCUGAAUUUGGUUAGAUCACAGGGCGUUCUUUGAUUAAUCUGUCAUCACUACGAUAAAUUCAUUCGUUCUUUCGUAA
Triticum dicoccoides is the source of this 995-nucleotide messenger RNA. RefSeq names its product ethylene-responsive transcription factor 6-like. NCBI's taxonomy places the organism in Eukaryota, Viridiplantae, Streptophyta, Magnoliopsida, Poales, Poaceae. Gene Ontology annotation, molecular function: DNA binding; DNA-binding transcription factor activity. The transcript has a single exon. Bases 119 to 829 code for a protein of 236 amino acids. Gene Ontology annotation, biological process: ethylene-activated signaling pathway; regulation of DNA-templated transcription. The record is from RefSeq and is a predicted model, not a curated record.